AUGCGUUACGAGCUACGUAGCUCAUACUGCAAUGCGUCUUUCAAGAGACCCUCGGCGUCGACAGGAACGGACAGGAGCUUAAAGCCAGGGAUCGUGUCGACGGUGGUGGGCGAACCCUUCGGCCCGAGGGUAAAAAUAAUAAGCGAGCACGCCGAGGAGGAGAGUUCGGACGACGAGGCGGAAUCCGAGAGCGAGGACGAGAGCAGGAAGCUGAAGGACGAAGUAAACGCGGAAGUACCGAGCGAGUAUUGGCACAUGCAGAAGCUCGUGAAAUACAUGAAAGCGGGCAACCAGACCGCGACCACUGUUGCUCUCUGUCUGCUCAAGGAUUACGAACUCAGCAGUAAGGUGAUACAAAAGGUAAUUCACGAGAUGGGCGGCUUAGAGAUUCUGGUAAAUUUGUUGGAAACCAAGGAAAUAAAGUGCCAACUUGGCUCGCUGGCCGUUCUCUUACAAAUUUCAUCGUCGGUGGAAAUGAGGCGACUUUUGAUUGACUUGGGUAUCGUUAGUCCAUUGAUCGACCUUCUGAGGCAUCCUGCGAGGGACAUUCAAGUGCUCACUGUGGAAACUAUGGCCAACAUCGCUUUGAUAAGGAAGGCCAGGAAACAAAUUCGCGUUCGCAACGGAGUGCCGUUAAUUCUGGACAUUAUGGACGUGCCGAAUGCGAUUGUUAAGAAGCGAAUCGAGGAUCUGGACGAUUUGGAGAAGGAGUUAUUGGCUGUGGUCAUAGGUUGCGCCAAGGUGUUGAAUUCGCUGAGCAGUAGUCCGAAAAUAAAGGAAGAGCUGAGGAAGCACGGAGCUAUUUUUUUGUUCGCUCGGUUCCUCAAGUCCAAAAGUACCGAGUUAAUAAUACCGAUGAUGGGUGCUGUUCAACAGUGCUCCGAUCUCAAAGUUUUUAGACUGGCCUUUGAAAGAAUGGAUAUCAUCAUAGACAUAGUGAAACAUUUGGAAAACAAGGACUUCAAAGUGAAGGAAAAUUGCGCUCUGGCAAUUUGUAAGUGCGCCGUUAACAAGGUGACCAGGGAUAUGGUUCGUGAAUCAGGUGGCUUGGAUCCUCUUUGCAAACUCGUUAAAAAUAAAGAGGUGCACGAAAAUAAGAAUUUAUUAGCGGCUGUAACGGGCGCACUCUGGAAAUUAGCAAUGAGUCCUGAAAAUGUCGUAAGAUUCAAUCAAAAUAAUUUGGUCUCUGCACUCGAGCCUCUUCUCGGCGAGAACGAAGACGAAGAUGUGCUUACUAAUGUAGUUGGUGCUUUAGCCGAGUGCUGCAAGGAUCCAGAGAAUAGAACCAUCCUUACGUCCAAUAACGGCCUUCCCAAACUGAUAAAGUUGCUGAGCGCUACUUACGAGCCCCUGCUGGAGAACAUCCCGCUGGUGAUCGCGGAGUGCGCGCAGAACGAGGAAUGCAUGGACCGGAUAAACGAUAAGGAGCACAAGCUUGACGGCGUGAGGCUAGUCUGGUCGCUCCUGAAGCACCCGAGCGACGUCGUGAAGCGGAAUGCCUGCCUCGCCCUCGUGCCCUGCAUCCGCUACGCCAAGAAUUCACCGGAGAUGGUGCGCGCCUUCGUUGGGGGCCUCGAGCUCGUCGCCAGCCUCCUCGAGAACGAGAACAACGAGGUCCUGAGCGCGGUAUGCGCCAUCAUCGCCGAGAUCGCCAUGGACGCGGAGAACCUCGGCAUCCUCACGGAUCACGGGGUCGUGAGGAAGCUCGCCGAUCUGGUGCAUACGGAGGACGAUAAUUUACGCGCAAAUUUGACACUUGCGAUAGCUUUUUGUAGCGAAUGGGGCCAAAAUAAUUACGAGUUCGGGAGGUUGAACGCGGUUGCGCCUUUAGUCAAUUAUUUAACGAGUACGAAUAAGGAAGUGUUGAAAGGAGUGUCAAUUGCAUUCUAUCACCUUAGCAAGGAUCCCUCGAAUUGCAUAACAAUGCACACUUGUGGAGUAGUUAAGCACGUACUUCGCCUAGUUGGGUCGGACGAUCCCGAAGUCCAAAUAGCCGCCGCAACAACAAUACGACAUAUUCGUAAACUAGCACUAACGGCGGAGAAGUUCCAUUAUAAAGAAAUGUACAGUAUAAAUAAUUACAAACAAUUUUGUAAAUAUAUUCAUAGAGCGAUGUUGAUAACUUGGUUUUUCCUUUCUAUUUCUGUCAAAGACAUACACUCGAUGAAACGGAUUAUCAGAACUGAGGAACUAAUGAGACAAGAUAAAAUGCUGGAUUCAAAUUUGCAGCGAUCCAUAUUCACAGAGAUUGUUAAGCCGAUUUAACUUUGUACAAUUUCAACGCAGUAUACAUUUUGAAUCUAUAUAUACUAAAGUUAAAGUCUAUUUGUACAAACGAGGCCUUAAUAUGUAUAAAAAUUUCUUAAAUCAAACUGUUUCAACCGAGUUCGAAAGAAAUUAUUUAAAUUAUUUUUCUCAUACCAUAACGAUAAGCCAACAACCUAUAUGUUUCAAUCGCUCGAUAACAUCUCUGCUAAAUCAAUCGUUAUUAUUGUAUCUUAGAGAAUUUACAUAUUUUUCAAAAGUCCACACUAUAAAGAUUUACAUGUGAAAUUACGUUACGAGAUUUGUAAUUCAUAUCAAAAAUAACUUCAGGAUAAUUAAAAUACUGUGAGUGUUUAUUAAUCUAUCUCCUUUUCUCAUUAAAAGUUAGUCGAACAGCGAAUUAUUAUUCAAUUGUAAUAUCGAUUUUGAAAGUUUAUAAAAUAUAAGUUUUCAGAAGAUAUC
Messenger RNA from Ceratosolen solmsi marchali, 2727 nucleotides. It is a transcript of the gene gudu, whose product is annotated as Armadillo repeat-containing protein gudu. The coding region runs from base 1 to 2265 and encodes 754 amino acids. The record is from RefSeq and is a predicted model, not a curated record. NCBI's taxonomy places the organism in Eukaryota, Metazoa, Arthropoda, Insecta, Hymenoptera, Agaonidae. The transcript has 9 exons. Gene Ontology annotation, molecular function: protein binding.